AGUGCACUGAAAAAAAAAUACGGCAGAAAAAGAAAAAAAAAAGAAACGUGUGUUUUGCGGCGGAUUUUUUUCUCGUGUGCAAUAUUUUUAUUGCAAAAUACUGAAAUGUGUUCAGUAGAACAGAAACCCGUGUUUCGGGACCUGACCGGCGAGGAUCCAGACCCUGAGGUGACGGAGAUCGAGUCGCUAUGCAUGAAUUGCCAUUCCAGUGGCAUGACACGUCUGCUGCUGACCAGGAUACCGUACUACAAGAAUGUCGUCAUCAUGUCGUUCUCUUGCGAGGAGUGUGGCUACGAGAACAAUGAGAUACAGCCUGGAGGGGCGUUCGUUGAAUUGGGGGUCAGAUGGAAACUCCACGUUGAUACGCAGACAGAUCUAAACCGACAAGUUGUGAAGAGUGACUACACUAGUGUGAGAAUACCGGAGCUGGACUUCGAGAUACCUGCUCAGAGUCAGAAAGGAGAGGUGACGACAGUAGAAGGAAUUAUAUCGCGAGCGGUCUCCGGGCUGACCCAAGACCAGAGCGCUCGGAGGGAGCAGCAUCCAGAGGCAGCGGAACAGAUUGAUCGCUUCGUGGCCAGACUGCAGGAGCUGAGGCACCUGGAGAAGAAGUGGACCCUCGAGCUGGAGGAUAUUAGCGGCAACUGCUUCGUGGAGAACCCGGAGGCGCCGCGUAAGGACCCGCGGUGCGAGCGCUCGGACUUCGCCCGCACGGCUGAACAGAAUCACGCGCUCGGCAUCUUCACACGGGAGGAGGUGUCCGAAGACCCUGAACCCAAGUUGCCAGUGGCCACAGACUCGCUGUUAACCCCUGCGGACCCGGCCAACUGCACCUAUGACGCUAUGGCAGCGGAUGAGGUGCUUCAGUUCCGAACCAACUGUCCCGAGUGCAACGCGCCCGCUGACACCAACAUGAAGCUGACACAGAUCCCUCACUUCAAAGAGGUGGUGAUCAUGGCGACGAUAUGCGACGCGUGCGGACACCGCACCAACGAGGUGAAGUCUGGCGGCGGCGUGGAAGACAAAGGUGUGCGAUUCGAGGUCCGCGUUGCGAAUAAAGAUGACUUCUCCAGGGAUAUACUCAAGUCCGAGACGUGCAGAAUGGAGAUACCCGAGUUAGAGUUGGACGUGGGCGGGCGCGCUUUGGGCGGGCGGUUCACUACUGCUGAGGGGCUGCUGCGAGCAACCGUCGAGCAACUGGCCGACGCGCCCGGCGUCGUAGGGGACGCGCCCUCGCUCGCUGCUGACAGUCUUGACACGUUCGUGGCGAAACUUAACGAGGUGCUGGAAGGCAAGCGGUCCGUCACGAUAGUGCUGGACGACCCCGCCGGCAACUCGUAUGUGCAGAGUCUCAACGACGAAGACCCGAGUAUGCCCGACGACGGCCUCAAGAUCACCCGCUACGAGCGCUCGUUUGAGCAGAAUGAAGAGUUGGGCCUCAACGACUUGAAGACUGAGGGAUAUGAAGCCACCUAGCCCGAUAUCGGGUCUCUAUGACACGUCGCUUAGACCUUACAAUAGGUUAAUAAAUAAAUAAAUAUCUUUGGACAAUCUCACACAGCGCCAUCUAGCCCCAAAGUAAGCAACUUAAUGCUUGUGUUAUGGGUGCUAGCUUAACGGAUAUACUACUUAUAUACUUUUUUUUUUAAAUACAUAAAUAUUAUACAUAGUCACACCCAGACCCGUCACAGAAAUUAAAAUUCAUCAUUUCAAUUUCUGCCCGGCCGGGAAUCGAACCCGGGACCUCUCGGCAUAGUAGUCCGUUCUGAACCACUACACCAAACGGCACUUACAUUGUUACAUUGUGAAUUUUCCGGUAGUUAGAGGUAAGAGCCAAUUUUUAUGCAAAAUAAGGCAGGUAUGUGAUACACCUGAUGUUAAGGCGCUACCUCGUAAAAGUUUUCGGCCGACUGAAUGCCUCGCACACAGAGGGAUAGAAAUAUGAUUUCUCAGUGCGAGGAAAGGGACAGCAAUAGCGCGCGCGGCGCGGAAUAAAAUAACGCAAGCGACAAAAAUCGGAAAUCAUGUAUUUAUUGAAAAACCAAACACUAUUUAAAGAAAAUAACUCGACCAGUACUUAGAAUAUGUUAUUACCUUACCAAUAUACAAAAUUUGGUAUUGAAAUAUUAGCCUAUCUGCUUAUAAAACGAAAAACCGAGUAAUAGAAGGGUCAUCUUUUGAUUUUUUUUCUAUCGAGAAAAUUGUUUCCAUUCAUGUUUCGGCUUCGACCAGACACUAGAUUUAUUAGUCAACUAUGACAUAUUUCAAAAUAAGAACAUAAGUAUUAAGAAAAGUACGAUUAAAACUAAUUCUGCGCUUCUUUAAAACGCCCAAUAUUCGCAAGGCGUCACCUUAAGUGAGUGGUACAGUCAGCGUCAAAUUAUAAUUGUAACAAAAAAAUGCUGCGAACUAUUUUGCUACUUUGGGUGUCACGAAGUAUUUGACGCUGAGGUCCAGAACAGACGGUGAAACGAAACUGCAACUGCUACUUACUUUUGAGUUGCAUCUAAGUUUCUGCCAUAGCGUUCGUUGAGAGACCACACAUGACGCGACCAGUUUAAACUUUCAGUUUCAGUUUCAUUCAUCAGAAUGAUCAGAAAGUUGCAGUUGCGUUUCACCGUCUGUUCUGGGCCUGACUGUACAUAAUUUUUUUUUUCUGUAAGAAAAUCAUUUAGCAAUAAAUUAUUGUUAAUUAUGUAUCAGCAUUUAAUGCGAAAAUAAAUUAUUUUUUACA
Ostrinia nubilalis (European corn borer) is the source of this 2734-nucleotide messenger RNA. It is a transcript of the gene Zpr1, whose product is annotated as zinc finger protein ZPR1. The transcript has 11 exons. The record is from RefSeq and is a predicted model, not a curated record. Gene Ontology annotation, molecular function: zinc ion binding. Gene Ontology annotation, cellular component: nucleus; cytoplasm. The coding region runs from base 106 to 1476 and encodes 456 amino acids. NCBI's taxonomy places the organism in Eukaryota, Metazoa, Arthropoda, Insecta, Lepidoptera, Crambidae.